AUACAUACACGCAUUUUUUUUUAUUAUCCCAACGUAGUUAAUACACGAAAGAAGAGAAAAUAUUACUCCAGCGUAAUGUUGCGUUACCUUGUUUUUACUUCCACAGUUGUUUCAUUUUAUUUUAACGUUUGAACGUUCGCGGAAGAAGGAAAAAAAAAGAAGAAGAAGAAGAAUAACGAGAAGUGAGAGAGAGAGAGAGAGAGAGAGAGAGAGAGAGAGAAAGAAAGAGAAAAACAGAUACAAAGGAAGGAAGUAAGGAAAAACAUAAGAAAAAUAUGAUAGUCAAUCUCGACAUGAAGAGGUGACUGAACGAACAAGACGGCGAAAAAGAGUUUUUCUCGUGUGCGUGUGUGUUCGCGCGCGUAGUGUUCGUACAUGCGUACUUACGUACGUACGUGUGUGCGCGUGUGUGUGUGUGUGGUUAACGGGGAGUAAAGGAGUGUGAAUAUUAGUAAUAUUGAUUGGUUAUAAUAUAAUAACAGGAAGAGAAUUGUGUAGAUCGACAAAGUAAGAUGGCGGAAUUAUUCGGUAUGAGAGUUUUCGUUCUCGUGUCCUUACUCGUUGUACUUUCCGGUGGAAACGAGUUGAAGGACUACUGUUCCAUGCACAAGUUUGAAAAUCUACCGGGUGGAUUGAGAUUUACGAAGGAAGUUGUAACGACCGAAUAUGCUAACGUAGGAUCCUUCAAAUCUCUUCAUUGUUGUCUACGAGGCUACAGGAGCAUCGAAUGGUACAAGGAUAAUAGAGCUUAUCCUUGGCCAGGUGGUGAGAGCCAUUUCAUCCUUUAUCCGGAGAGCGCGAAUCAAACGAUUUACACGCAAGAGGUUAGAUCCUCGGAUGCUGGACGUUAUUCCUGUCAAGCGAGAAACGAUACGACGAUCUUGGAAGGUGACAUCACCCUCACCGUACUCGGAGAGGAGUCGGGUGGUUACACGGGAAAGCCAUUGCCCACUUACAGGCCGGCAUCGCAAUUGGUUCCUUUGGGCGGUGCUGCAAGACUCUUCUGCGAAGCUUAUCUCGGUAAAGUGGAACUUCCUGAUGCCAAAAACUCCGUGACCUGGUCGAAAAGCGACAGUAACGUAACCUUACCAAGCCAUGGUAGGAUAGCACAGCAUAGAGUAUCCAGAGAGAACGAUCAAAUCGUCGGUUCCUAUCUUGAGAUAGAAGAUAUAACCUUGGAGGAUUAUGGGGAAUACAAGUGCGAGGUUAGCAAUGGUGUCGACGAAGAAAUCACUUUGCCUGCUCACGUUUAUCGUCAAGAGCCACAAUUCACGUUGGAUCUUCAAAACGAUUCCUGGAGAAAACCGUUUCUACUUGCCGUUCUGGUCCUGGUAUUACUAUUCUCUGCUGUAGCCUUCUAUGCCCGUUGUUGGUUACCUCUAGUGGUUCUAUGCCGCGACAAAUUCGCCCGACUCGAGGAGAACGACGGAAAGGAAUGCGACGCGGUUGUGUGUUACCACGAGAAGGACUCCAGCUUGGCCAUUGGUAUCAUCGUACCAACUCUUGAGUCGAGGCAUCGAUAUAAAUGCACCACCUUGGAACUCUCCUGUCUCAGUCAGAACUGGAAUCUGGAAAUUGGACCGCAUGCAAGUACGGCUAGGCGUGUAAUCGUUGUGCUGAGUCCAGCAUCGUUAAGUGACGUUUGGACGGAGGCAAGCGUACUGCCAAUACUGAAACAGCUUGCUGGCCUAUCGACAACUACAAUCGCAGUGAUGCUGAAGGAUUUACCGAGUACAACGACGAUGGGGAAACCAUCAUCUAGACGCGGUGAUCGAACCGACAGUGACUACGUCCUCUUCGAUCGUUUAAAGAUCCUUCGAUGGGACGAAUCAAACACAGUCGAUAAAUCCUUAAAUCCACUUUCCUCCUCCUCCUUUUCAUUCUCUUCGACAAGUUUCCUAUCAUCGGGCGAUCGCCGUAAGUUUUGGUACAAGCUAAGACUCGCGAUGCCACCGAUGAGACCAAUCGGAAACGAGAGUACCUGCCAAUCGGUCGCGAUGAUCGUCCAAUCGAACGGCAAGUGCGGACAACAGAAGGCACGUUCGCGCGAGAGUCUCGAAGUUCUCGUUUAAUUUAACCCCUAUUUUUAUUAUUUCCCUUCCACGCAGUCUCUAUUUCCCAAUCUCCUAUUUCAUCUCUAAUACUUUUAUUAUUAUUAUUAUUAUUAUUAUUAUUAUUAUUAUUAUUAAUUAUUAAUUAUUAAUUAUUAAUUAU
Molecule: messenger RNA, 2214 nt
Organism: Vespula pensylvanica (western yellowjacket)
Lineage: Eukaryota; Metazoa; Arthropoda; Insecta; Hymenoptera; Vespidae
Product: interleukin-1 receptor accessory protein-like 1-B
Exons: 8
Coding region: 513-2072 (519 amino acids)
Source: RefSeq, a predicted model, not a curated record